Molecule: messenger RNA, 1485 nt
Organism: Rotaria sp. Silwood1
Lineage: Eukaryota; Metazoa; Rotifera; Eurotatoria; Philodinida; Philodinidae
Source: the annotation of a GenBank genome assembly
AUGCCGCCGUUACGAAAUAUUUCGUGCAAAUCAGUUUUAGCACUGAUUAUAUCAUGUGUUUUGGUUAUAAUUGGUAUCAUAGGUAUUGUUUUUGGACCUGGUAUACUUCAAAAACAAAUAAAUAAUAAUUUACCAUUAAGUGUCGAUUCUGAUCAACUUGAUUCAUGGAAAACACCACCUGUUCCAAUUUAUUUACAAUUUUGGUUAUGGGAAUGUGUUAAUGUUGUUGAUUUUAUUCAAGGAGCAAAACCACUGAUUGUUGAACGUGGUCCAUUUACUUAUUUAGAACAUCGCACAAAAUCUGGAGUAUAUUUUAAUGAAAACUAUACAGUUACAUAUCGUCAACCAAUAUCAUAUACAUUUUUACGUAAUAUGUCAAUUGAUGAUGAACAAGUACCAAUAACAAUGGUCAAUACACCAAUAGUUACAAUCAUUUCGCUUGUUCGUAAUCAAUCAAAUAUAACACAAGAAAUAUUUAAUUUUAUUAAGAAUGUUUUUAAUGAAUCAUUAUUUGUUACACAUACAGCACGUGAAUGGAUUUGGGGUUAUGAAGAUCGAUUACUUAAAGCAGCAAGAGCAAUACCUAUUUUACAAGAUUUAAUACCCGAUGAUCAUUUUGGAUAUUUUUAUGGACAAAAUGGAACUGAUGAUGGAUUAUAUACAGUAUUUACAGGUCAAAAACAUAUCAGCUUAUUAAAUAUUAUUAAUAAAUGGAAUGGUCUUUCGUAUCUACCUUAUUGGAAAACAUUAUGGGGUAAUCAAAUCAAUGGAACUGAUGGUUCAUGGUUUCCUCCUUUAAUAAAUAAAGAUCUUCAAUCUGAACGUUUAUAUAUGUAUUCAACUGAUAUAUGUCGAUCAGUCUAUGCUACAUUUGAACAUCAUUCAGCAAUAUUAAAAAUUCCAACAGAAACAUUUUCGAUUCCAUCUGAAGUAUUUCUUAAUUCUACACUUAAUCCAGAUAAUAUUGCUUUUGGUACAUAUGAUUCAGGUGUACUUGAUGUUAGUACAUGUCGACAAGGUGCACCAAUAUUUAUAUCAUUACCACAUUUUCUAUAUGCGGCUGAUCAAUAUAUAAAAAGUGUUUAUGGUAUUGCACCAGAUCCAAAUGCUCAUCGAACAGUACUUGAUGUUGAACCACAUACAGGUCUUGUAUUAAAUGCUCAAAAACGUUUACAAAUAAAUGUAUUCGUUCAACCUGACCCAUUAAUUGAUGAUCUUAAACAAAUAUCACAAGUUAUCUUACCAACUAUAUGGAUAAAUGAAUCCACAACAAUUGAUCAAAAGUCAGCAAAUGAUUUAAAUAAUCAAGUUUUACGUUAUUUUACUAUUAUUCGUUGGGUAUCGAUUGUAUUAAUUCCAGUUGGUGUAGUUAUAUUUAUUAUAACAAUUGCUGUUUUAGCAAAACGACGUUCUCAAAGAAAUACAUUUACACCGAUAAAUAAUGCAGGAUCAACUAAUUCAGUGGCAUCUGAUAAUGAUUUUUGA